AUGCUAAUUGGAGGAAGCACGACGAAUACGAAGGUCAUGACAUUCAGCCCGGAGACCUCGUGGCAGGACUCCGGUGCCUCUCUCGCGGCGCCGAUUGAGAAAGACAUCACUGCUAUACGGGCGGUGAUCAUCACUGGAGAUGAUGGAUGCAAGAACCUUUACACCUUUGACAUGACACAGUCGCCGAACGAAGUCAACAGAACUGUUCUCAUUGACGGCAGUGGGGCACCAGUGCCUAACUCGGCACCCAUUACCAGGAGAUCAUUGAUUGACUCAUCAAAGAGGAGGAGUUGGAGGGAGCGGAGACAGACUCUGGGCGACUGGCCCCAGUACAAUGACACCUUGGCGCCAUCGAGCACACGAACUAAUUAUGCAGUGGCGGAGGACCCUAAUGGCUUGGUAGUAGUGGCUGGUGGUAAUGACGAUGAUGUCCUUUGCAUGUUCGAUGCGCGAGAGAACUCCUGGCAGAAUGCGACGGAAAAGCUGGUGGACCAGAAGGUGUUCGCUUUGUCGGAGCCGUCAUCCUCAUCGACGAUCACAUCGGCGACUGCCACCUCGACCUCGGGGACGAUCACGGCCACAUCGUCGUCUCAACCAUCAGAGACUGCUGCUGCUGCGGCUACCAAGACCCAAUCCAGCGGUCUCGGUACUAACAGUAUCCUUGGAAUUGUACUUGGUUCUAUCUUUGGUAGCGCAAUCAUUCUCGUCCUGCUAUACUUUUGCAUCAGGCGACAGCGAGCACGACAGGGAUUCAUGGAAGCCGGUCACAAUCGAAGAGCCAGUGGAGCAUCGUCUCCGGAGAAGGACGGAAUGGGUUUCGCAAAUGACAGCUUGCCUCCACGAUUAGGCGCAGGUGUCUUCCGGGGACACAAUCCACAGGACUCUCACGGAUCGGUUUCGUCUAUGGCUAUCUUGAUGGGCAAGGUCAACCAACAGAACAAGCAGCAGCAGCAGCAAGCCUCUGUUGGACGGAAGAUAAGCAACGGCACGAAGCGCAGCUCAUCCAGCAGUCUCUUCAACAAGCAAUUCAAGAGCACAAUCAGCAAGCCCAUUCCGCAGAUGGCUCAGAACCCGGUAGUAGUGCCCGGCCCUGAACCACUUCAGCCCCGUGAGGAGAAGGUCAUGUUUGCGAAGAACACGGCAGAGCCGAGGCCCGUGCCGCGCGGCAAUGUUCUCGACAGACAAGGGAGCACGAGACGUAGCUCUGGUUGGAACCGAUACUGGUCUGGGGGAAGUGCCUUGAAUAUUCUUGGCUUCGGUAAUGGCAACAAUAACGGUGCCAAUGCCGGAAAUCGUGCUACUGUCGACUCUGAUCAGAGCUCGCACUAUUCGAACCAACAGAACCGGAUCACGCAAGACUCAGCAACGGUACCGCCGCUGCAGAUCGACGGACGACCAAGGUUCAGCCGCGUCAACUCUGGAUCGCCUACCGUCGACCAAUGGCCAAGCAGGAUGCAGAAGGGGAUGAGUGCGCAGAUCGAGCGGCCAUCAAGCCGUGUCUCCGACAUGUCUGGGUACUCGAGUGGCAUUCCCGCCAGUGUUCAUGACACUUGGGACCCGACCUCGUUCUCGAACAAGCCCUGGGGUGCAGACCGUGCGCCAAGCAGCGCUUACAGUCUCUACACGACGCCUCUGGUUCCGCCAUCGCAGACUUCAAGACAACAGCAGCACCCACCAUCACGAGGAGGUGUUCCCAGUGGCGUCAGUCAACAGCCUCAGUUGGCCAUGGCCGCAACCUCUUCAGAUAUGAGUUGGCUGAAUCUCGGAGAGACGUCGCGCUAUUAG
Molecule: messenger RNA, 1785 nt
Organism: Phaeoacremonium minimum UCRPA7
Lineage: Eukaryota; Fungi; Ascomycota; Sordariomycetes; Togniniales; Togniniaceae
Product: putative pre-mrna splicing factor clf1 protein
Exons: 1
Coding region: 1-1785 (594 amino acids)
Source: RefSeq, a predicted model, not a curated record